Molecule: messenger RNA, 1842 nt
Organism: Venturia canescens
Lineage: Eukaryota; Metazoa; Arthropoda; Insecta; Hymenoptera; Ichneumonidae
Product: DNA polymerase delta subunit 2-like
Exons: 5
Coding region: 291-1637 (448 amino acids)
Biological process (GO): DNA replication; DNA strand elongation involved in DNA replication
Cellular component (GO): delta DNA polymerase complex
Molecular function (GO): DNA binding
Source: RefSeq, a predicted model, not a curated record
GAUUGGAAUUAAUAAGGGCUGCGUGACAGAACUUGAUAAAAAUGAUAUUUUAUUUAAUGAGUUGGAUUUCUUAUUUGUAUACAUUGAGAUACAUACGUCGAGACACCAAUAGCAGAAGAAAGGUUUGAGGCGCGUUACCCAAGGUCACAGCUGGACUGAAUAAAAAAAAAACAAUAACCAAUCGCAAAGAUAACCUCAAAAUUUUGACGUUUAAUGGUGAUAAAGUUUACUCCACUAGUCCGAUAAAUUGUGAAACAUUCAUCGAUAAUUUAUUGAAAGUUGUGAAAUCUAUGAUAGAUUUGCAAGAAGCUGAAUCAUUGAGUCUGGAAAGACAAAAUAUUGUGAUCAAUGAUUUUGGUCGAUUUAAAAUCGGUACGAAAAAUUAUCACAAACAAUUCUGCGGCAUUUACAUUGCCAGAUUAGCGGCAUUGAAGGAUUCGAUUGUUGCCACAGCCAAGAUAAAAUGGGGUCAGUAUCCCAUCUUGAGUGUAGAUCGUCUGACCGAAUUCAACGAUCAAAAAACAUUUAUUGUCAUUGGUACUUUGUACAAACAUCAAGAACUCAAGCCAUCUAUUUUGAAGGAACUUAGUCAAGAGCUCCAGGUACCUUACCAACCACAGAGAUCGAAUUAUACAUCCGACAAAGAUAAAUUGUUUCUUGAAAAUGAAUUAAUACGUGCAAAAUUGUUGGGUAAUCAUCCCAACCCGAAAGCAGUUGUUACUGGACUUAUAUGUGCAGUUUUGGGACAUGAAACUGAUGAUGGAGCAUUUUGGGUGGACGACUGGUGUUUUCCUGGAUGUUGUCCUUGCAUCUCUGGUUCCGGAGUGCCAACACAGAAUGAGGGAAAAUUACUGAUAGUUUCUGGCUUCGAUUUUGCAAAUACUCCUGACAACUUGAGUCUAGAACUCUUGAGAGAGUGGAUAAGCGGAUUCGUAGGUGACUCGAGUGCUCAGAAGGAAGGAGCUUCGGUUGUUCAAAUGCUAGUAGCUGGUAACAGUGUCAGGUCUAAGGUCGAAACAUACACUCGAUACGAUUUUGAAUCCAAGAAAUCUCAUACCGAUCCAGUAGCUCUUGAAUCAAUAUUAGCAACACACAGAUUUGAUUCUUAUCUCAGCGGCAUAGCAGAAAAUUGUCCCAUCAUCUUGAUGCCUGGACAAUUUGAUCCUUCGGAGCAUUCUUUACCGCAACAACCAUUACAUCCCUGCAUACUACCGAAAUCUUCAAGAUAUAAGACCGUUCGAGGCGCGACGAAUCCUUGGAUUGGCAAAAUAGCAAACAGAAUUGUAUCAGGUUCGAGUGGACAACCGAUCAACGACAUUACGAGAGUUGGAGGACUCGAGGAAUCGACAGCUCUUGAAUGGCUAGAAAAGACUCUUAUUUGGCGUCAUUUUGCACCCACCGCGCCUGAUACGCUCCCAGUGUAUCCGUACUUUGGCACAGAUCCGUUCGUUAUGAUCGAAUGUCCGGAUAUAUAUUUUGCUGGUAAUAUGGAAGAGUUUGCUACAAAAAUGUACAUUGGUGAAGAAGGACAAACGGUGAGACUGAUAUGUGUACCAAAAUUCGCGAAAACAGGGACCGCCGUUCUCGUUGAUUUGAAUUCGUUGGACACUUGGCCGAUUUCGUUCGGCUCGGGCUAACCUGAUUGAACAUUUGCCGUUUUUGUUUUACGUUGAAACGUUGCUCGUGAUGUAGGUUCGUAAUAUUCAAAAGACUGCGCAAUAUUACCUUUGAAAUAUAUAAUUUAUUUUUCUUCUUGAAAUAUAAUUCUGUAUCGUAUCGUACAUUAUAUUUAUGUAUUUAUCUAUACAUAAUCUAGAAAUAUAUAUUUGAUAUUAACUGUAA